CACACCACUUGGCCUAGUUCGUCUGUACUAUUCAUAGUUUUGCUGGAAAAUGAAACUUUUAAGUUUGCUUGUCCUUUUCGCUAUUGUGUACGAAAUCCAUAGCGAGGGUUCUCGGUUCUGCGGUGGCAAUCUGGCGCAAAUCUUAGAAAUUGUUUGUAAAAAUGGUUAUAAUGGAAUGGCAAUAAGUAAAAAAUCAACAAAUAAGAUAGCCGAUACGGAUGUCCUAAACAAAUUCAACGAAAUCUAUGACGAUUCGCCAUUUCAAUCGGAGACAUUUUUGAACGAUUUGCUAUAUGGCAACCAUAUCCAUGACCUGGCUAAAACACGAAGGCAGCGUCAUUUGGCAGGAGUUUAUGAUGAAUGUUGCCGCAAGUCAUGCACAAUGGACGAGUUGGCUGGAUACUGUUUGUAAUGCCAUGAAAUAAAUUUUGUUAUUACAUUAUUUUAGAUAAGACUUAAGAAAAAACUCUUACCGAAUUGCAUAGAAUUCUAUCAUUACUUAGAAUGAGCCCCAAUUAUGUUAAGGAAAUAAAUGUUGAUUAUAUAAAGUA
This is a messenger RNA of Stomoxys calcitrans (stable fly), 551 nucleotides long. RefSeq names its product probable insulin-like peptide 3. The record is from RefSeq and is a predicted model, not a curated record. Gene Ontology annotation, molecular function: hormone activity. Gene Ontology annotation, cellular component: extracellular region. The coding region runs from base 50 to 412 and encodes 120 amino acids. NCBI's taxonomy places the organism in Eukaryota, Metazoa, Arthropoda, Insecta, Diptera, Muscidae. The transcript is spliced from 2 exons.